Molecule: messenger RNA, 1727 nt
Organism: Helicoverpa armigera (cotton bollworm)
Lineage: Eukaryota; Metazoa; Arthropoda; Insecta; Lepidoptera; Noctuidae
Product: protein Wnt-7c-like
Exons: 3
Coding region: 1-720 (239 amino acids)
Biological process (GO): neuron differentiation; cell fate commitment; canonical Wnt signaling pathway
Cellular component (GO): extracellular region
Molecular function (GO): frizzled binding; cytokine activity
Source: RefSeq, a predicted model, not a curated record
AUGUUGUGUGAUGUUCGCAGCAACGAAGGAGGCGGCGUUCACGUACGCGAUCACUUCGGCCGGCGUGACACACGCGCUGAGCGCGGCGUGCACGGCACGGCGGCGGGCGAGCAGUUCGAGUGGGGCGGCUGCGGCGAGGGCGCGUACGGCGCGCGGCUGGCGCGGCGCUUCCUGGACGCGCGCGAGCUGGAGCGCGACGCGCGCGCGCUCAUGAACCUGCACAACAACCGCGUCGGCAGGAAGGUGGUGAAGGAGCUGGUCCGGCGCGAGUGCAAGUGCCACGGCGUGUCGGGCUCCUGCGCCAUGCGCACGUGCUGGCGAGCACUGCCGCCCUUCCGCGCCGCCGCCGCCGCCCUGCGCGAGCGCUACGAGCGAGCGAGGCUCGUGCGUCCGCGCGACCACCACCACCUCGUGCUCGUCAGGAGGCACAAGCAGAGCGCGGGCGUGGUGCGGGCGCCGCGCAAGUCGGAGCUGGUGUACCUGCAGGCGUCGCCGUCGUACUGCGAGCGCGACGACGCGGCGGGCUCGGCCGGCACGCACGCGCGGCUGUGCAACGUGACGUCGCGCGGCGAGGACGGCUGCGAGUCGCUGUGCUGCGGGCGCGGCUACAACACGCAGCGCCGCGUGCUGGAGACCAAGUGCCGCUGCCGCUUCCACUGGUGCUGCCGCGUCACCUGCGACACGUGCGUCGCGCGCGCCGACACGCACGUCUGCAAGUGACGUCACGCGGGACAGUUCAUGUGUGCUCCGAUCUAACUUGCCUCUACUUGCUAAUAUUUAUAAUUCAUUUGUAACAGAUCGACAAUUUCAUGUAACAUUUUUAUUUAUAACCACCGAUACAUUGUCAUACUCCUGUAGCAUUUAGUUGACUAAAUUCAGACAAAUGUUUUUGUAUGUCCCUGCAUUCUGUGAUGUCAGGAGAAGUCUCCUGUGACCCCCACUCCCUCUGUAACCGCGUGUAAAGGACUCACUCACGUACUUACUGAAUAGUUACUAACUCCAGUCGCUUUAAUGUAACAUUGUAAAUAUUAAAUUUAAUUGUAAGUGAAAUGUACCUAUUGAAGGCAUCACGUGAUUUACCAGAAAUAUGAAUAAAGCUAGGUUUCCUACAAAAACGUCCAGGCGCUCUCAACCACUUUCGUAUGUACACAGAGCUACCCAGAUGGCACGAAUCGAACGAAUAUACAGAACGACCUAAAUUGUACAAAUUGUAUCAAAUCUUCGAAUAUUGAAAAUUGACGUAGCCUAGUCUACAAAGGUGUUUAGAGAUCGUGGUUUAUAUUAGACAUUAUUUCAUGGCGUCAUCAAGUGUUCUGGCUGAAUGUAGCCCUUGCGUUAAUUGGUUCACUACAUUUAUGUAUGUAUAAUUGUAUACCUACUGUCGCAAGCUGAUGCAGUUGUAUAGCGCUGAAAUGAUUGUAGGCUAAUAUUAUUAUUCGCAUUAUUGGUAAAUCCCGUGUUGUAAUGAAUGGUUGUCAGCGAGAAGUUGAUGUGCAUUUACUGUAUGUGACUAAGUACCGACGGCUUUAAUACGUGUUAGCUGUAAGUAGUACGACGUACCGUGUGUACGUCUGUGUGUAAGAACAUUCCGAUAGACGUAACUUAACUUAUUCACUCACUGCGACUCGGCGAAUAAACUUUACCACCAACCUGUGUCACUCAUUUACUACCCCUUUAUAUCACUCCCUCCUUGCUCUCCAGAUAGCGGCUUCCCUUGUUCCGAACGA